AUGACGGGAUUGCCUGAUAUUGCAAUCAUCAUCGAUCAGCAAGAAGAAUAUACGGCUCUUCGAGAAUGUAUAACUUUGGGAAUUCCAACCAUUUCUUUAAUCGAUACAAAUUGUAAUCCCGAUCUCGCGGAUAUUUCUAUUCCAGCAAAUGAUGACGCUAUAGCUUCAAUUCGAUUCAUUCUUAACAAAUUAGUAUUCGCAAUUU
This is a messenger RNA of Eruca vesicaria subsp. sativa (arugula), 205 nucleotides long. NCBI's taxonomy places the organism in Eukaryota, Viridiplantae, Streptophyta, Magnoliopsida, Brassicales, Brassicaceae. The record is from the annotation of a GenBank genome assembly.